Molecule: messenger RNA, 2114 nt
Organism: Lottia gigantea (owl limpet)
Lineage: Eukaryota; Metazoa; Mollusca; Gastropoda; Lottiidae
Exons: 14
Coding region: 56-1780 (574 amino acids)
Biological process (GO): regulation of barbed-end actin filament capping
Cellular component (GO): cytoplasm; nucleus
Molecular function (GO): protein binding
Source: RefSeq, a predicted model, not a curated record
GCGGCCUUAAGAUUUGGAAAAUAGAGAAAGUAAUAGAAUUCAGGCAAACUUAAAGAUGCCACCAAAAAAAACAGUGACUCCUUCAAGGGCAAAGGUACCUGCCAAAGGAAAAACUCCCCCUGCUGGAAAAACUGGUUCAAAGGCUGCUACUAGUAAAACUACUGGUAAUAAAACUACAAAUCCACAAGAUAAAAAGAAAUCAACGGCAGAUAGUAAACCUAAAGAAAAAGUUUGGACGAAGGAAGAUGAAGCUUCUUGUAAAAUACAAAAACACGUCAGAGUGUUUCUGGCCAGAAAAAAAUUAGAAAGAAAAAGAAUAGAAAAAGAGAAAUAUGAAGAAAAAAUGCAGAACUUAGAGAAGGAGGCGUUUGUUCAUAUGGUUAAAAUGCAACAGGAAGAAGUUGAAAGACAGAUGAAAAAAGAUGAAGAAGAAAGAAAGAGAAAAAGAGAAGAAGUUAAGAGAAAGAAAAGAAUGUUAGAAGCUGCCUAUGAUGGAGAUAAUGACUCUAUUUUAGAUAUUUUACAAGAAGUAAGAGAAAUAGAUGAUAAGAAUAAUAUAAGUAAAGAUGAUGUUAUUGGAAAAGCAGUAAGAAAUAAACAUAUAUUAGCUAUGAUAGAAUGUGAAGAUGCAAAUGAAAAUACUCCUCUUUCAGAAGCAGCCAGUGGUGGACAUGUUCCUACUAUUCAGUUAUUAUUAGAUUAUGAAGCAGACCCAAAUUCCAAGGGCCAGUUCCAGAGAACACCUUUAUACAGAGCGGCCUUUGCUGGUCAUUUAGAAGCAUGCCAGGUUUUAAUUCAAAAUGGUGGUGAUCCUAGGAUGUAUGCAUCAGAUGGACAAACAGCUGAACAGGUAGCCUCAGUACCAGCCAUUCAAGAAAUGUUACAAAGUUGGGAUAUUUCCAAAACAGAAUCUUUAUUGAAAAGAAUUGAGUCUUCUAAAGAAAAGAGAUUAGAAGAGCAUAAAAAACAAAGAGAAGCUGAACAGAGCAAAUUGGAGGGUGUUGUAGAGGAAGCUUUAAAAGAUUAUCAGAAUAAACAGAAGCAAUUACAGACAGCUCAUUGUGAAUUAAAUAAGAGAAUAGUAGAACAUGAUAAAGCAGUAUUGGCUGGUUUUGAUAGACCUGAAUUAUUAGUUCAGACAAUACAUGAUGCAGAGUUAGAGUUAGAAACUGUUAAAAUACAUACAGAGAAAGCUAGAGAUAAGUUAGCUCAAGCCAGGUUAAGACUGAGAGAAAAACAAGCUGGAGAUGAUGAAAGUGAUGUAAGUGAUAAUUUACCAGGAGUUAAAGUAGCUAUAAGAGAAUUAGAAGAAGUAUUAUUAAGAGAUGUUGGCAAUAAGAUAAGAGACUCAGGAAAGUGGCCAUUGAUAAUUGAUACAAGUGGUCAGGCUUCCACCUUUUUAAGGUAUAGAGAUACCAAUGUGAUAAAUGCUUUAAGACAACAAGACAUGGAACCAAACAGAAUCAGACUGGCACUAUUAGGUGCUAUCAGGUAUGGUAAACCACUAGUUAUAGAUAUGAUGCAAGUUGAUAUGUAUGAAGUAUGUAGAGAUAGAUUUGACGAGGUACACAAAGGGUUAAUGGACUCUAUUUUAGACUCCAGCCUUUUAAAAGAUGAAAAAUAUCUUUCAUUAGUAAAACCUGAUGAUGGAGAAGAAUAUAGUCACACCAAACAUUUCUUUGUGGAAAAUUUUAAGUUAUUUAUUGUCUGUGCUAAUCCUUACCCCUCAGAAAGUUUGUUAAAUCAGAUGUAUCCUAUUAGAAUUAUUCUUCCUAGUUAAAGCAACAAAAUAUAUAUAUGAUUUUCCUAUUGGUGACAAUUUUAAGAUUGGUGCACAUGACCUCAAAGUAUAAACUGCUGUUAUCUUCAUUUAAAUAACAUGUACCUACCUGAUUGUUAUCUUUCAAUUUUUAAGCAUUUUCUGUGAUAAUUAAAUAAUACUUGUUGAAGUAGGGGCUGCCCUAAAACUGCUUAUUUUCUGUGAUAGUUUUGAAAAACCCAGGGAUUGUUUUUAAAGCAUUAAGGUGUACCUUUCAAGAAGUAUAUAUUAUUGAGUGAUGUUGUUUAUAUUUUACGUCUGUUAUUGAUUUAAUAAUAUAUAUACUUAUUCUUCA